Geodia barretti is the source of this 2175-nucleotide messenger RNA. The record is from the annotation of a GenBank genome assembly. NCBI's taxonomy places the organism in Eukaryota, Metazoa, Porifera, Demospongiae, Tetractinellida, Geodiidae.
AUGAUUCGGUUCGAGACGAUUCGGGACCGGGUCCGGACGUAUCAACCCGACGCUGACUUCGAUCUGCUCCGGGCGGCCUACGUCGUGGCGGCCCAGGCGCAUCAAGGACAGGUCCGCCGCUCGGGCGAGCCCUAUCUGAGCCAUCCGCUCGAGGUGGCUGGAAUCCUCGCGGAUCUGAGACUGGACAUCGUCUCAGUGGCCUGCGGCCUCCUCCAUGACGUGGUGGAGGACACCCACGUCACCAGCGAGGAUCUCGAACGCCGUUUUGGCCGGGACGUGAGCCGGGUGAUCGACGGGCUCACCAAGCUGAGCCGGGUGGAGUUCAGUUCCGCGGAGGCCAAUCAGGCGGAGAACGUCCGCAAGAUGAUCAUCGCGAUGACGGAUGACACCAGGGUCAUCCUGAUCAAACUCGCCGAUCGACUGCACAACAUGCGGACGCUCGACUUCCUCCGCGAAGAGAAGAGGCAGCGCAUUGCCACCGAGACCCUGGACGUCUACGCCCCGAUCGCGGGUCGGCUCGGCAUCGGCCGCAUCGAAGCAGAACUUCAGGAUCUGGCGCUUCGUCACCUCGAGCCCCAGACCUACCGGGUCCUCGAAGCCCGGGUCAAAGCCAAAAAGCGAUGGGCAGAGGACUUCAUUCGGGAUCUCAGCCGGACGCUGAAGCGCGAACUGCAUGCAGAGACAAUCCCAGGCGAAUUGUCCGGACGGACGAAGAGCAUCUACUCCAUCCACCGCAAGAUGCAUCGGCAACAGAUCGAGCUCGACCAGAUGUACGACUUCAUCGCUCUGCGGUUGGUGACCGACACCGUGCCCCAUUGCUACACAGCGCUGGGAGUAAUUCACAACGUCUGGACACCAAUCCCGGGCCGCAUCAAGGACUUCAUCGCCAUGCCGCGGGCCAACGGCUAUCAGUCGCUUCAUACCAGCUUGGUGACCGACUCCGGGACCCACUUUGAAGUCCAGAUCCGCACGACCGACAUGCACCGGGUAGCGGAAGAGGGCAUCGCAGCUCAUUGGAGUUACAAGUCGUCCGGAAGCUACGGAGAGCAGGACAUCAAGCGCUUCGCAUGGCUGCGCCAGGUUCUCGAAUGGCAAAAGGAAAUCAAGGAUCCCCACGAGUUCCUCAGCAGCCUGAAGAUCGAUCUCUAUCCGGACGAGGUGCACUGCUUCACCCCGCGUGGGGAGGUCAAAACACUCCCCCGGGGCGCAACACCGAUCGAUUUCGCCUAUGCAGUCCACACCGAGGUCGGGCACUCCUGCAUCGGAGCCCGCGUGAACGGAGCCAUGGCGCCGCUCCGCUCUCAGCUCCGGAACGGGGACAUCUGCGAAAUCCUCACCCGCAAGAACCAUCUGCCGAGUGAGGAUUGGCUCAAGAUUGCCCGCACCAACCGCGCCAAGAGCAAGAUCCGGGCGCGGCUGAACGCCGAGGCCAAGCGGGAGAGCAUCGAAAUCGGCCGAAAGCUUCUCGAAAAGGAAGCGCGCGCUCACGGCCUGAGCCUCCGACGGGUCCGUUCCGCGCCCGGGCUCGCCGAUGCGCUGAGACGCCACGGCGCCGCAAACCUGGACGAUUUCUUCGCCGCCAUUGGCUACGGCAAGGUGUCGGCCGCGCGGGCGCUCGCGGACUCGGUCCCCGCCGAACAACUCAAACACACAGCCGAGAAAGCCCCCCCCUCCGAGACGGGGUUCGUGGGCGCUGUCCGACGCAUCAUCGGGCGUGAUCCGGGGCAGAUCCUCGUCAGCGGGCAAAACGACAUCCUGGUCCACCGGGCUCGGUGCUGUUCUCCGCUUCCCGGAGAAGCGAUCGCCGGGUACAUCACCAAGGGGAAAGGCGUCGCUGUCCACGCGGCCAAGUGCCGCCAACUCGCGGACCUGGUGCGGGAUCCGGAGCGUCAGGUCUCGGUGUCCUGGAAGUCAGUCACCGGCGCGCGGUACGACGCCGGUUUUGUCGUACGGGUCGAAAACCGCAAGGGGAUGCUCGCGGAUAUCACGAAGAUCAUCGCCGAGGCUGACACUGACAUCCGGGCCUUCGAAGGCACUGCCGACGACGCUGAGCGCGGCGCUAUCUACGUGACUGUUGCGGUUCAAAACGCCAAGGAAGUCGGCACCAUCUCACGCCUUCUUCAGACCGUCCCCGGAGUAAUCGAAGUCCAGCGCGGAUCCCCCGUGUCCAGCUAG